Messenger RNA from Pseudogymnoascus destructans, 1344 nucleotides. RefSeq lists its product as uncharacterized. The record is from RefSeq and is a predicted model, not a curated record. Bases 1 to 1344 code for a protein of 447 amino acids. Lineage: Eukaryota; Fungi; Ascomycota; Leotiomycetes; Thelebolales; Thelebolaceae. The transcript is spliced from 4 exons.
AUGAACCCUGCUGUCUCGCCAUACAAUCUCUGGAGCGUGCGGUUCAUGCGCUACUUCUCCAUCCUGCUCUUGUUCAUCACCUUCUUCUGGUGGGUUCUGCUCCUCGUCAGCAUCUUCGUCAGUCCGCCGGGCAUGCACUCUCGCGGUUCCGGCUUCUUCGACUUCUCAUUUACAAGUCUAUCGCUGGCAAACCUGAUCAUCGUCCUCCUAUUCUUCUCGACUCCGUCGAAGGCGGCUCAGAUUACCGUUCUUGUCACAUCCGUUCUCCUUCUCUUCGACAUGAUCAUGAUCCUUGCCGUGCCUCGCCUCCGUGUUGAGGAAGGCUGGGUUGGCAUUGCUAGUGUUGUAUGGGCCCUCCUUAUCGGCAUCUGGGUCGUCAUAACAGACCGUGUCGUGGCAUACGGCAAGGAAGAGAAGAAGAACGUCUCACAGGGCGCGCUGAGACCCGCCGCACCAUCCGCGAGUGGCCGCGACUCUUCUCUGGCACCACAGGGAGAGCGCUACUACGUCGACGGUGACAAAUACCAAAUCCAUCUCUACUGCAAAGGCAACGAGACCGACAAGUCAGACAACAAGGUCCCAACCGUGCUCUUCGAAGCCGGAGAACGCCCAUUCGGACUAUCCUUGCAAACUUUCGCUGACAACGCCAUUGCCAACGGCACGAUAUCCCGCUACUGCUACGCCGACCGCCCCGGUUUCGGCUGGUCCGAUAACGCGCCCUCACCAUUCUCCGCCGGUAUGGCCGCUGACGUUCUAUCCGAAGCUCUUGCACGCGCAGGCGAGGAGGGACCAUGGGUUCUAGCCAGCGCAGGCGUGGGAAGCGUGUACUCGCGCAUCUUCUCCGCCCGCCACGGCAAAGACGUCAUGGGCCUCCUACUCAUCGACCCCCUGCACGAAGACCUCCUCCACCGCCUCGCCUCGCCCCACCGCGGCUUCUUCCUCUGGCUGCGCGGCAUCCUCUCCCCCCUUGGUAUUGACCGUCUCUCCGGCGCGAUCUUCCGUGGCCGUAGCCGCGAGGACAGGGUGUACGGGUGGUCCGCGUACCAGGGCGGGAAGUCCAUCAAGGCGAAGCUGCAGGAGUCGCUGGUGGCGGAUAGCUUGACGAGGAAUGAGGUUACGAUUUCGAGGGUGGUUCAGGAGGAAGAUACGCCGGUGGCGAUUGUGAGUUCGGGGAUUGAGUCGAAGAGGGAUAGCGUGUGGGAGGAGAAGCAGAGGGAUUUGACUCAUUUGACGAGGGAGUUGGUGGGGUGGGAUAUUGUGAAUAAGGCGCCGCAUGAGGUGUGGGAGACGCUUGAGGGGAGGGAGAAGAUUGAGAAGAGGUUGGGUGAGCUGGUGAGGGUGUAA